This is a messenger RNA of Stegostoma tigrinum, 3032 nucleotides long. RefSeq names its product ring finger protein 32 (gene rnf32). Gene Ontology annotation, molecular function: protein binding. The transcript is spliced from 9 exons. Lineage: Eukaryota; Metazoa; Chordata; Chondrichthyes; Orectolobiformes; Stegostomatidae. The record is from RefSeq and is a predicted model, not a curated record. Bases 449 to 1624 code for a protein of 391 amino acids.
AAGUCAUAAUUCAAUCUCUCUCUCUAAAGAACAGUUUCGAAAAAAAACGAUAAAAAUUCAUUUCAUUCACCUGAACUGCAGAAUACAGCAUCGAGGGGACAGCAGGCUCCUGUAAAACUGGUUCAAAACUCUUUGGAAUUGAAUUCCAAGUGGGAAGCAAAAGUAAAAUUAACAAUAUUCCAAAAAUAUGGAAGUACAUGUUAAAAUUGUUUUUAAAAAGCCUGAGAUUUUCUUUUGAUUGAGCGUUGGAGCUGGACCAAGAGCUCGGUUGCCAAGUAACUGCAGACGCUUCCUUCUGAAGUGUUUGGAUCGCGGGCUGUGUCUGGCUUGGUUUUAAUUUUAAACCGCGUUACAGACCCGACUGCUCGAGUUGGCGGAAUGAAGAUGAACUACUUGGAAACACAAAUUCCUUGGAAUUAAUGGCUGAAGUGACAGUUCUCUUUCCAUUAUGGAAUUAAAUGGUUCAUUUUCCAAAUCAUUGACUACACCAUUGGUGCCCGGUACAAGUACCAAAAUACAGAAACACAGGCAUAUUUCCACAAAACCAGACACCACAGUGCUGGUUGCUGUAGCUUUGCAAGAUCACAUUAUUAGGAAUCUGCGGCUCCAAAACCUUUCAUUGUCUGAUGGUUUUAAAACAAAACCACAGGCUAAAGUGGGUUGCAACAGGCCCAUUGACAGAAGCACUGUGAAGCCUAUAGUGGACACAGGAAUAAGAAGGAAAGAAGUAAAAAAGAAAAGGAAAGAAGACGAGGAAAAAGAGUAUGUUUUGGAUCCAAAACCUUCGGGUCUUACUUUAGCACAGAAAAUGGGUCUCGUUGAUGCACCUAAAGCACCGUUAACAGACAAUGAAUGGCAACUGGUGAAAAAACGAUCAAUACAACAGGGAGAUUCAGCACAGCCUUGUCCCAUAUGCAGAGAAGAAUUUGGUAUGCAGGAACAGGUGCUGUUGUCUUGUUCUCAUGUUUUUCAUAAGAUUUGCAUGCAAGCCUUUGAAAAGUUCUCUGGGAGAAAGAAUUGCCCCAUGUGUAGGAAGGAACAAUACCAGACCAGGGUAAUUCAUGAUGGAGCUCGACUGUACAAAAUAAAAUGUGCUACAAGAAUUCAAGCUCACUGGCGAGGAUAUGUUGUUCAUAAAUGGUACAAGGAGCUGAGACACACUGUGCCUCCAAAGGACAGGAAAUUGCGAAGAAGGUUCUAUGAAGACAAGCUACAAGAGAUUAAUGACAGAUUGGUGAGGUCAUGCAAAGUGGAUAUUGAUAAACUCUUUUCUGAAAUUGAUCAGUCAGUGGCUACAAACAGAAGAGUGCUUCAGCAAUUAGAGAGGCAAUGUGUUCACGUUAUAUCAGAAGAAGAGUGGGAACGAAUACAACUUAAGGCAAUACUCAGGGAGGUAUUCGAUUGUCCAAUUUGCAUCACUCCACUGGAUCAUUUUAGAAGUUCAACAUGCCACGUGGCUGCUGAUGGAAGAGAGAAUUGUGGUCCGUCUGGGCGGCAAACAGUGCUGUUGUCCUGCUCUCACACCUUCCACUACACUUGCUUGAAAGCCUUUGAGGACUUUUCUGAGGGAGAGAAACAUAUUUGCCCAUUAUGCAGAUCAACCUAUGAAAAGAAGAUUUUAUGAAAAUUAAAAUGAAGCUUUUUUUCUUGCAAUUCAAAACAACUAACUCCGCAAAUAUCUUAGAUUAUUUAAUAUUUGAAUAAAAGCCUCCUCAUGGUCUCGCUUUAUCAUUUUACAUGUGGCAGAAUGGUGUUUAUGCAGCCUGUGUGGAUUGUGCGCAAGAAUCGGGAGCCAUGUGGUCAAAGGACAGCCCUUACCACCCAGCAGUCACUCUAUGUCUCGCUGUAGUGAUGCAAAUGUAGAUAAAAUAACAGACUAUUGCAGGAUUAAGGAAUUAUACCCUCUUACAGGGAUAUUGGAUAUUGACCGGCUUGCUAUUAACCCUGUAACCUUAUACAAUGCUAAAUCGAAAACAUGCUGCUUUAAGAAAAUCUCUUGAAAGCAUUCUAUAAACUCGUCAACUAGACUACUACUGCCACAUUAGUCUACGUGUAAACUGGAAGAAACAAAGUCCCACAUGAUUUGUCCCUUUAUAAAAAGCACCCAAUAUUUCUUGUUGUAUACCUAACCCCACAUUGUGAUUAAUGUUAUGGGGCCAGUAGACCGGUCUCACUUGUGACUUCUGCCACCUGCUACUCAUUUCCACCCAGACCAAUUCCACAACUAAUCAUUUGAACCAAAGUAAUCUCAACUAUUGUGCACGUGUCACCCCUCAGCUUUUACCUAGCCUCCAAUUUUUUUUCCUUGAAAGCCCUAUUUACAAUUAAUUAAUAAAUAAUUAAUAAAUUUGGAAUAAAAAGCUAAUCUCAGCACCAAUGAGCAUAAAACUAAUAUAUUUUGUUAAAUCUCAUCUUGUUCACUACCUAACAUGGUGUGCUCAGGCAUACAAGGCUAUGGGUCAAGUGUUGGAAAAUGGGAUUAGAAUGGUUGGGGUGCUGGCACAGACUCAGACUGAAGGGCCUUUGUCUAUGCUGCAAAUCUCUCGGAUUCUAGACCCACAGCAACUUGGUUGACGCUUAGCAGCUUUGAAGUGGCCAAGCAAACCAAACUGCUACAGAAACAUCAAAGAAAAUAUAACUGUACAAUCCACCUAAGCACUGAUCUAUUCACUGCCCUUUAUGUACAGCUUCCGCUAACACCACAUCCAGUCUUGAAGUGUUAUACCCAAAACACUGACUGCUCCUUUCCUUCAGAUGCUGCCUGGCCUGUUGUGUUCUUCCAGUGUCCUGUUUCCAUCUUCCAAUUCACCUUGGCUUCCAGCAUCUGCAGUUCUUUUGUCACUGAAUCGAAGGCUUAGCUGUCACUGAAAAAUAUGUCAAUAAAUGGAUCUCAAUACGGAGUGUGGUGAUAGUGCUCCUACCUUUAAAUCAUGAGGGUGGGUUUGAAACCCACCUGCUCCAGAGGUAUGUUGCAACACGUCUGACCAGGUUUGUUAAAAAUAAUUACAAACAAGCUUUAUGAAAAGCAAUUC